AUGGUUAAAAUCGAAGCGUUUGCGGUCGAGCAGUGGAUGGACGAGUAUGAAACCACUGCCAAGUACAAUACGGCAGAGACCUGCUGCGCAUCGAUUUCCGUGGACGAUCUCAAGGACUUGUCUGAAGACAAAUCCUCCAACCUACUAGAUAUUUCCUCCACCAAGCUCACGUAUGGCUCAAUCCGAGGCUCCGAACAGCUGCGAGGGACAUUGGCCAAUCUCUAUUCGGUCAAGACUCCAACGCCAUUGUCUUCCGACAAUGUGUUGAUUACGCCCGGCGCAAUCCAAGCCAAUUUCCUACUUUUAUAUAGUCUGAUCGGACCUGGGGAUCAUGUCAUCUGUCACUAUCCGACAUACCAGCAGCUCUACUCGGUACCUCAGUCACUCGGGGCCGAGGUGAGUCUCUGGAAGUCCAAGGAGGCUGACGGGUGGAAGUUGGAUAUCAAUGAAUUAAAACAGCUCAUUCAACCGAACACCAAGCUCAUCAUUCUCAACAACCCUCAAAAUCCUACAGGAGCUAUUAUUCCCCAAGCCACGUUAGAGGAAAUCGUCGAGAUUGCACGGGAAUCGAAUAUUCUUAUUCAUUCAGACGAAGUCUAUCGGCCUCUGUUCCAUUCCAUUAGCCCCAUGGAGCCGGAGUUCCCGUCCUCUCUCCUGUCUCUCGGAUACGAACGCACAAUUGUGACGGGCUCAAUGUCUAAAGCAUAUAGUCUGGCAGGUAUCCGUGUUGGCUGGGUUGCCUCGCGCGAUCGGUCCGUCAUUGAAGCGUGUGCCGCUGCUCGACACUAUACAACCAUCUCUGUUGGUCAGAUUGACGAUGCCAUUGCAAGCUAUGCGCUUUCUCCAUACUGCAUUCACAGUUUGCUGAGACGAAAUAUUGAUCUGGCAAAGAAAAACCUGGAAAUUCUCGAAAAAUUCAUCGAAUCCCACCGGUGGGCAUGCGAAUGGGUCAAACCCCGUGCAGGAACAACAGCGUUUGUGCGAUUUACGAAGAUGGGAAAACCUAUAGAUGAUGUUGCAUUCUGCAAGAUACUUCUAGAGAAGACGGGUGUAAUGUUUGUUCCAGGAAGUUUCUGUUUCGGAGGGGGGGAGGAUUUCAAGGGCUAUGUUCGCAUCGGGUUUGUACCUGAGACAGAAGUAUUGGAGAAGGGAUUGGAAGCGCUGGCCUCGUUCAUGGACGAGGAAUAUGAAGAUGUGCCGUCGAUAAAGAAGAACUUAAAUGUCCCUCUGGGCGUCGCUGUUCCUGCCGCCGCGACCACAUUGGCCUAUCUGAACGCACGAUGGUCGCUGUCUUAUGAUUGGAAAAUUAUUCAGGGCAUUCUCAAGAUUGCCUUAAAGUCUCGACUCGCGCUCAAAAGAGAUCAACUCAAUCUGUUCUACGUGCUGGAGAGUUACGCGCUAGGUUCCGCAACCGCAAACCACCCUUUUAUCGUUUACAAUGGCCGUACCUGGACGUAUCACGAAACUUACGAGACAACACUUCGCUAUGGCGCAUGGUUUAAGAAUGUCCAUGGGGUUAAGCCGAAGGAAAUUGUGGCUAUGGACUUUAUGAACUCUUCGACAUUUAUCUUCCUCGUGUUUGGUCUCUGGAGUAUAGGCGCCGUGCCUGCCUUUAUCAACUAUAACCUGUCUGGAAAGCCUUUGACACACUCGGUGCGGACGUCGACAGCGAGAUUGUUGAUUGUGGAUGAGGAAGUCCGCCAAAACUUUCCUGCCGAACAGAUGGAAACCUUUGCUGCUUCUGACUUCCGUGAUGGAGGUGGUUCAGUGGAGGUGGUCUUUUUCACACCCGAUAUUGAGAAUCAGAUCCUGCAAACAGCACCAACCCGACAGGAUGAUAAAUUGCGUACUGGUGUGGUAUUGAGUGAUAUGGCUUUGCUGAUCUACACCAGUGGAACUACCGGUCUUCCCAAACCGGCCAUUGUCAGCUGGAGGAAGUGUCUUUCGGGUGGUAUGUUUGUCAAUAAUUGGUUGAAGGUCAGGCAAGAAGAUCGGCUUUUCACUUGUAUGCCACUUUACCAUUCAUCUGCUGCUCUUCUGGGUCUAGUGAACUGCUUGAUUGGUGGAGCGACAUUAAUUGUCGGCCGCAAGUUCUCCGCUAGGAAUUUUAUGAAAGAGGCGCGUGAGAACGAUGCAACCAUCGUCCAAUAUGUUGGGGAGACGAUGCGAUAUCUCCUGGCUGCUCCGGCGGACAUUGACCCCACCACGGGCGAGGACUUGGAUAAGAAACAUAGGGUGCGCGUGGCAUUCGGAAACGGGUUGCGACCGGACAUCUGGAAUAAGGUUAAGGAGCGAUUCAAUAUCCCCAGCAUUGGAGAGUUCUAUGCGGCCACGGAAGGUACAUCUGGAUCGUGGAACUUUUCGUCCAACGACUUCUCAGCGGGUGCCAUUGGUCGGAACGGCAUUGUCAGCAACUGGCUCUUGGGAAGAGGUCUUGCCAUUGUUGAAGUCGAUCAUGAAUCCCAACAGCCGUGGCGCGACCCCAAGACAGGGCUGUGCAAGGUGGUUCCCCGGGGCGAUCCAGGCGAGCUGUUAUAUGCCAUCGAUGCACAAAACCCCACCGAGACCUUCCAGGGCUACUUCAAAAACCCCAAGGCUACCGAAGGCAAGAUUAUACGCGACGUGGUCAAGAAGGGCGAUGCAUUUUUCCGCACAGGGGACAUGGUCCGAUGGGACAAUGAAGGCCGCUGGUACUUCUCUGACCGACUUGGUGACACUUUCCGGUGGAAGAGUGAGAAUGUGUCGACCAGCGAGGUAGCUGAAGUGAUGGGUGGACAUCCUGAUCUGCACGAGGCCAAUGUGUAUGGCGUGGCUCUGCCCAACCACGAUGGACGCGCUGGAUGCGCAGCCGUUGUCUUCAAGCACCAGAUCGAAGCUGGCGACACCACCUCCGUCAUUGAGCCGUCGAAGGAGACACUGGACAGCCUUGCAGCUCAUGCUUUGAAAAACCUCCCCAGAUUCGCCGCGCCGCUCUUUAUCCGAGUUACACCAGAGAUGCAGGCAACAGGAAACAACAAGCAACAGAAGCAUGUGCUGCGGACGCAGGGAGUGGACCCGUCUCUCGUGGGCUCCACGGAUAAGGUAUACUGGCUCCAGGGAACCAAGUAUGUGCCAUUUGAGCAGAAGGACUGGGAGCGACUUCAGGGUGGACAGGUGAAGUUGUAG
Aspergillus wentii DTO 134E9 is the source of this 3165-nucleotide messenger RNA. Its product is annotated as putative long-chain fatty acid transporter. The record is from RefSeq and is a predicted model, not a curated record. The transcript has 6 exons. Bases 1 to 3165 code for a protein of 1054 amino acids. Gene Ontology annotation, molecular function: long-chain fatty acid-CoA ligase activity; pyridoxal phosphate binding; long-chain fatty acid transmembrane transporter activity. Gene Ontology annotation, biological process: biosynthetic process. Lineage: Eukaryota; Fungi; Ascomycota; Eurotiomycetes; Eurotiales; Aspergillaceae.